UGAAAAUCGAAAACGGUAUGCAUGUGCAUUAUAGACAUCACUCUUUGCUUGAACACUUGUUCUAACAUUUUUUCAUUUCAACUCGAACUCCCUGCAUAAAUUUCCAAAGCUGUUGUCUCUUGGUACUGCCAUGAGGUUGAAAUUAAAGUUUAUCCGCUAGAGCAAAUUGAGAUUAGUCAUCAACCACCGUGGUCUUGAAGGUCUGAUUGAAGACACUCACAAAUUCAGCUUCAAGCUCAAUCCAACACGACGCUCCUUUUACCAAUUGAUUCCUACAACCUUUUACUAGUACAUUUGAUUCUUCCACUCCUUCGCAGAUUUUUCAGGAAACAUGGCGACCAAAGACAAAUACUCCAUCAUUCUUCCAACGUUCAAUGAGCGUCGCAAUCUACCGAUAAUCACUUGGCUUCUGAAUCGAACUUUCACCGAACAGAAGCUCGAUUGGGAGCUUAUUAUCGUUGAUGACGGCUCCCCAGAUGGCACCCAAAUUGUUGCAAAUCAGCUGGUGAAAGCAUACUCCCCACAUGUCGUCUUGAAGCCGCGGGCAGGAAAGCUGGGUUUGGGAACGGCAUAUGUGCACGGAUUGCAAUUCGUCACAGGAAACUAUGUCAUUAUCAUGGAUGCCGACUUCUCUCACCAUCCCAAAUUCAUUUCUCGAAUGAUCGCCAAGCAGAAGGAGCUUCAUACGAACGGUGGAUAUGACAUAAUCACUGGUACUAGAUAUGCUGGAGAUGGGGGCGUUUUUGGAUGGGAUUUGAAACGAAAGCUGGUCUCCCGGGGUGCAAACUUGUUUGCGGACACAGUUCUUCGACCAGGAGUCAGUGAUUUGACAGGGAGCUUCAGAUUAUACAAACGGGCUGUGCUGCAGAAGGUUAUCGAGAGCACAGAGAGCAAGGGAUAUACAUUCCAAAUGGAGAUGAUGGUUAGGGCGAAAGCUAUGGGCUGCACUGUUGCGGAGGUUCCGAUAACAUUUGUCGACCGUCUGUAUGGGGACUCGAAAUUGGGAUCAUCAGAAAUUGCUGAAUAUGCUACUGGGGUCUUGAGAUUGUGGAUGAAGGUCUAAUAUGGAAGUCUAUGUCAUUGUAUUUGUACCUGUGGCUAGCUUUGCGUUCUCUCACAAUACAGCAAGCACUAAAGAAUGGACGUCGUCCAGUCAUGUGCGUGGAAGGCAAUAAUAAUGUGGUUACGUUAAGAUAUCAUGGAGAUCAAUCCCGGUACCCCAGCUUCACUUCACUCGAGCCAGCUAAAAGUUCAACGAACAAGUCGACAACGUGGUCGAAAACAACUCUAAAGCCCCUCCGAACAAUCUCC
Mollisia scopiformis is the source of this 1311-nucleotide messenger RNA. RefSeq names its product glycosyltransferase family 2 protein. Gene Ontology annotation, biological process: protein O-linked glycosylation via mannose; GPI anchor biosynthetic process. The coding region runs from base 332 to 1063 and encodes 243 amino acids. Gene Ontology annotation, molecular function: dolichyl-phosphate beta-D-mannosyltransferase activity. The record is from RefSeq and is a predicted model, not a curated record. Lineage: Eukaryota; Fungi; Ascomycota; Leotiomycetes; Helotiales; Mollisiaceae. The transcript is spliced from 2 exons. Gene Ontology annotation, cellular component: endoplasmic reticulum membrane.